Messenger RNA from Lachancea nothofagi CBS 11611, 294 nucleotides. NCBI's taxonomy places the organism in Eukaryota, Fungi, Ascomycota, Saccharomycetes, Saccharomycetales, Saccharomycetaceae. The record is from the annotation of a GenBank genome assembly.
AUGUCAAAUUCCAGAUAUGCGCAAGUUGAGAAUGGGAACAAUCAACGGCUGGACGAGCUUGCUAACAAGCUCUCGACCUUUCGUCGAGUAAACGAGGAAAUUGGAAGCGAUGCCCGUGCCGACUCCUCAGUCAUGGACCAGCUUCAGAAUCAAUUCGGCUCGAUGAUGCUUAAACUUAAAAACUCGUCGUCCCGACUCACCAGGUCCAUGAGGGCCGGGAACAACAUAUGGAGAAUGAUUGGGUUAUCGCUUCUGAUUUUCUUCAUUAUAUACGCUCUAUUCAAGUUAUUUUAG